AUGAUUAUUAUAUUUGCAUUACUCUAAAUUGCUUAUUCCUUAUAUAAUUUAGAGGUGAAAGAGGAUGGUCUAUUGAUUGAAAUAGCCUAGUCACUAAAGGCAUAUAUAUCCUUUUAAGGCAAAUUUUCACAGAUUUCAGAUGAAAAUGAUUAUUUAUAUUGCCCAUAUGCUACUUAAGGUUGUCUGAUUGGUAUAAAUAAUUAAAUAAAUUAAUACUAAUUAAAAAUUAGCGAAUUUGAUAUUUAUGAUCAAGAAAAGCAUUCAUAUAAUACAGAAAUUUUUUCCUUUAUCCAUUUUUUUAUGGAAUAUUAAGAUAAUGAAGAUAUCUAAAAUUUUAUAGCAUUAAAUCCUUUUUCACCAAUUUACAACUCUUUUGUAUAUUUUGGGUAUACAUUAUGCAUUUCUCAUGAUGAUGGUUAUCUUAAAACUAAUCAGAAUGAAGCAAUCUUUAAUCAUCAAAAUAAAAUGAAUGGAAUCAAGAGCAAUAUAAAGGAAAUUGAUUAAAUAAGCGAUUUUUAUUCAAUUAGAAUUGAUUAUUUGGAAGUUGAACAAUAAAUUUUUAAUAUCUCAAAUUAUUCUAUCGUCUUAAAUGAUCAAAUAGAUUAUUGUAGUAUUCCUAUAGAACUUAUGAUGAAAAUAUUUAAAUCAUUAUCGCAUGACUUUAUUUAAGGUUCCUAUAUCCCUGAGUACGAAGUAUAUAUCAGAGAAACAAAUUAAUAAAGAAUUGAAAAUUUAAAUUUAAUCAAAUUUUAUAAUGUUAAGCACCAGCCCUUGGUCAUUUUGCCUGAGGAUUACCUCUAUUAUAAUUUUGAAAAUAGAGGGUUAGAUGUUUUGAAGCUUUUUGGUUCUAACUUUUUGUCUGAAAUUGUUUUAGGUCAUAGUUUUCUGAAAAAUAAGAUUAUUCAUUAUUAAUCCGAAACUAAAGAAAUUUUUAUAGAAUAAUUAUAGGGAGAGAGAUGCAAGCCUAAUCAAAUCAAGAAAGAAACAAUCUUUGAAUAUCUAAUGUUUAAGAUUAUCUUCAUAAUAAUUAUAUUGAUAAUUAUUUAUGCAAUAUUUAGAAAGAUACGAGCUCAACACUUAUUGAAAAAGAAUAAAAAUGUUGAAUAAUAGCAAUUGAUUUCUAAUAAUGAAGUAGAAGUUCUGAAAUGA
Paramecium tetraurelia is the source of this 1149-nucleotide messenger RNA. RefSeq lists its product as uncharacterized. The record is from RefSeq and is a predicted model, not a curated record. NCBI's taxonomy places the organism in Eukaryota, Ciliophora, Oligohymenophorea, Peniculida, Parameciidae. The transcript has a single exon.